AGCAACAAAAGAAGCCCCCGAAACUGCUCUCUUUUCUCCUCUAUCUGUACCGUAUCCCUCCCAGUUUGGCCUAUAGUCGUAUCCAUUUCCACUCUCUCUCUCUCUCUCUCUCUCUCUCUCUCUCUCUCUCUCCCCCUCCCUCCCUCUCUCUCUGCAAAUCAGCACUGUUUAGCGAAAGAGACUCAAACAAGUGUCCUACUCUGCAAAAUAAUCAAACCGUAGGGUUUCGAAAACCCCCAAACCCCACUCCGAUUUUAAAUAAUUUCCAACCUAUCCUCACUCGUUAGGGUUCAUCAUUUCUUUAUCGAUCUUGUAUCCUCCUCAUUUGUAACCGUGUAUUGCAUUUAGAUAAGGUCUCGUUAUUCCUGGCCUCUGAUCGAUCGAUUUGCGAAUGGCUUCAUCUUCAUCUUCGUCAUUAACGGUUGCGAAUCGGGACGGGUCUUCUUCAGCUUCUGAGGACGAAGCCAUCAUGUCCGUAACCCGUGCUUACGCGCAGGACGCCUUAUUGCAAUUCCAGUCGGGCAAGUUCGAUCAGUGCCUAACCGCCUUGUCCGAGUGCCUGAAGAGGAAGCCAAACGAUCCCAAAAUAUUUCAUAAUAUCGGACUUUCGGAAUUCUAUCGAGAUGGUUGCUCACAUCCUAAGAGGUUGCUUGAUGUACUUAAUGAUGUGAAGAAACGAAGUGAAGAGCUUGCUCGAGCAUCUGCAGAACAGGUGGAGUCGGGUAGCAAUAUUGGAGGGUCCAGAGGAAGUAGUACAAUGGGACAUCCCUUUUCUGCUGUUUACAUGGAUGAAUUUGACACAUAUGUUGCUACCUUAAACAUUGCAGUUAUCUGGUUCCAUCUUCACGAAUAUGCAAAGGCAUUGUCUGUCGUUGAACCUCUGUUUCAAAAUAGAGGACCUAUAGAUGAGAAAACUGCUCUUAAUAUUUGCCUUUUGUUGCUGGAUGUUGGGCUGGCUUGCCAUGAUGCAACGAAAUCUGCUGAUGUUUUGGUUUAUCUGGAAAAAGCUUUUGGUGUUAGCUGUAUGAAUCAAGGAGACAGUGGAAGCACUGCGUUGCAACAACCUGCAAACCCAGUUGCAAAGUCUCCAUCACUUCCUACCAAUUCAUCAGCAGCGGAUGGUCCCAAUUUGGAUUCAGAUGCAAAUGCCUUGGAGUCUGAGGAGACAGGCGAGUAUGAUGGUGCUGUUUUUGACAUGGAUGUCGCACAGCCAACUGCUCUUUUAUCUUCAAAUGAUCUUUCAAGGAACCCAGUUGACAUAUCCGUCUCUUCUGUUUAUCUGAAGCUUAAGAUGCAACUUUACAAGGUUCGGUUUCUGCUUCUCACUAGGAACUUAAAGCAAGCUAAACGUGAAGUGAAGCAUGCUAUGAAUAUUGCACGCGGGAGAGAUUCUUCUAUGGCUCUCCUCUUGAAGUCCCAGCUUGAAUAUGCUCGUGGUAAUUAUCGUAAAGCCAUCAAGUUGUUGAUGGCAUCUAGUAAUCGAACAGAUGCAAGGAUAUCAAGCAUGAUCAACAAUAAUCUAGGAUGCAUUUAUUAUCAGCUUGGGAAAUAUCACACAGCUUCAGUAUUCUUCUCCAACGCAUUGCUUAAUUGUUCAUCUCUUCGGAAGGACAGGCCUAUAAAUCUGUUAACUUUUUCACAGGACAAUUCCCUCCUAAUUAUAUAUAACUCUGGUAUGCAGUACUUGGCCUGCGGGAAACCACUACUUGCUGCUCGCUGUUUUCAAAAGGCUGGUUUAGUUUUCUACAACCGGCCUCUGUUGUGGCUUCGAUUUGCUGAGUGCUGUCUGAUGGCUUUAGAGAAGGGAUUAUUGGAAACCACUCUGGCAUCAUCAGAAGUCAGAGUUUAUGUCAUUGGCAAUGGGAAGUGGAGGCAACUUGUAAUGGAAGACGGGGUUUCCAAGAAUGGAAACUCGGGUUCUUUUGAAAGAGGUGAUUUGUUUUUGGGAAGUGAUCAGCAGCCUAAGCUCUCGAUGUCCCUUGCACGGCAGUGUCUCUCUAAUGCCCUGUACUUACUGAACUGUUCUGAGUCAAGCUAUUGUAAGAAUUCUUUGCCCUCUAAUUUCUUCUUAGAGGAUAAUGAAUUAGGUGAAGUGGCAUCUUCCAAGAACUCAAACAACAAGAACUUUCACAGCAUCGAUUCCGAGGCAUCUGCGUUCUCUGUAGGCUUGGGCCAGUCAGGCAUAAAUGGGGAUGCAAAAGAGCAAAAGGCAGGAACUACUCAGGAGCUUGUGCAGAACUCCCUUUUGUACUAUGCAGAUAUUCGUAACAAGGAAAAUCUGUUGCUCAAACAAGCUCUUCUUGCAAAUCUGGCAUAUGUAGAGUUGGAAUUGGAAAAUCCUAUGAAGGCCUUGUCAAUUGCAAGGUCUCUCUUGGAACUUCCAGAAUGUUCAAGAAUUUACAUCUUUUUAGGUCAUGUGUAUGCUGCAGAGGCUCUCUGCUUGCUGAACAGGGCAAAGGAUGCUGCUGAUCAUUUGAUGACAUAUUUGUCUGGAGGUAACAACGUUGACUUGCCAUUCAGCGAGGAGGACUCUGAGCAAUUGCAAGGAGUCAGGGCUGUUGAUUAUGAAGAGUUGAAUGGAGGAUCAAUGAGUGCCAAAAGUUCUUCCCCUGAAGACACAUUAGGUAUCGUGUUCCUCAAGCCAGAAGAGGCACUAGCAAGCCUGUAUGUAAAUUUUGCUGCCUUGUACGCUAUGCAGGGUGAACUUGAUCAGGCCCGCCAGUUUGUUGCACAGGCAUUAUCCAUAGUACCCAACAGUCCAGAAGCAACUUUGACUGCAGUUUACGUGGAUCUCAAGCUCGGUAAGUCGCAAGAAGCUCUUGCCAAGUUAAAACAGUGUAGUCGAGUUACAUUCCUUCCUAGUGGAUUGACAUUGAACAAAGCUUCGUAGAUGGUUGAUUGUACUGGUGGCUUGUCAUAACGUCCGGCCCACCUCUCAAUGGUAAGCUCUAGUGGGUAGAUCAGCAAUCCUUUCUAAGAGGAUUUGUACCAUAUAUAUAGUUCAAUUCAGAAAUAAAUUUUCUGUUCUUUUUUUAUUUCUUUCUCAAAUUUCAUAUCUUAGGGCUUAUUAAUUGGUGGGGUGUGGCUGUGUUUUGGUUAGUGCGGAAGCCCGCCUUUCAUAUUUGAGAUGUAGUUUCUGAUUUAGAUGAUUGUGUUUUAGUGGCUAAUCCAGUUGGUUCAACGUAGUUAGAUGAUAUGCUCUUCAUUCUAGAGAAAGGAACUGAAAAUGUUUAUUCAUUCUGUAUUCCCAUUGAAGUCAUUUUUCCUUUGAAUGUCAAUCAUGUAGUAUUUCGCCAUUAA
Molecule: messenger RNA, 3300 nt
Organism: Prunus mume (Japanese apricot)
Lineage: Eukaryota; Viridiplantae; Streptophyta; Magnoliopsida; Rosales; Rosaceae
Product: Tetratricopeptide repeat (TPR)-like superfamily protein
Biological process (GO): mRNA catabolic process; negative regulation of translation
Cellular component (GO): CCR4-NOT complex
Molecular function (GO): protein binding
Source: RefSeq, a predicted model, not a curated record